Eruca vesicaria subsp. sativa (arugula) is the source of this 336-nucleotide messenger RNA. The record is from the annotation of a GenBank genome assembly. Lineage: Eukaryota; Viridiplantae; Streptophyta; Magnoliopsida; Brassicales; Brassicaceae.
AUGGUUAUUUGGUUCACAACGACGAGAAGCUUGUGGCUGUGGAGUAUGUUCCCAAUGGAAAUCUCAGAGAUCACUUGGAUUGUCGGUAAGGAUGGAAAGACUCUCGACAUGGCAACUCGGCUAGAUAUCGCAGCCGAUAUUGCUCAUACCAUAACUUAUCUUCACAUGUAUACACAGCCACCUCUCAUCCACAGAGACAUUAAAUCAUCAAACAUUCUACUCACUGACAGCUUCAGAGCCAAGCUUGCUGAUUUCGGGUUCGCCAGAUUAGCUCCAGAUACUGAAUCAGGAGCCACUCAUGUCUCCACACAAGACAAAGGAACCGCUGGUUCGUAA